CGGCAUUGACCGUGGGGGCCGGCGGCUUCGGACCUGCGGGGACCCCGCUGACGGGGCCGUGAGGGAGCUCCCGGCGGCUGCAGGCACAGGGCUGGAGCAGCAUCUCGUACAGCAUCUCGGACCUCCGGGAACCCGCCAGCAUCGUCGCAUACCCAUGAAUUUAAGGCGCUUCAUGACCGUCUAGUCUCCUCUGCUUUCAGGAUGCCACUGCUUAGCUACAGCAUAAAAGCUGCUGAUUUCACUUGCGCAAAAAUUACCUAGGACUUUGGGGAUCGUGUAAUCAGCCUUUAGCUCUGAAGGAGAAAUCAUCUACCUGGAGAUAUUUAUUUAAAAUAUUCACAGACCACCUACUUAAGGAAAUUUAAUUUUCUCAAAGCUCCAGCCUAACUAAAGCCCUCCAUAUAUAGUGUCCUGGGUGCUGACUGAGGAGUCUGCUGGAUUCAUCAGUCAGGCUGUUGGUGGGGCAGAAAUCACAAGUCUUAUGCAGGAAAAGGUAGACAGAUGAUGAAUCACUUCAUGAUUCUGGCAGUACUGUUCCCCCUGAGGACGUGCCACACUACAUACUCACAGCAAGAGUCUGAUGUGUUUCCAGUAACGUACCUUAAUGUUUCCAAGGAUUUGGAUCUUCAGCGGCUGCUGGUGGAAUGGGAUGUUGUCAAGUCAGCGCAUGAUGCUGAGCUGGCAAUAUUUUUUGAGAUACAAGUUCGUCGAACCAAUGAAGUUGUGUGGACAGAGUUUCGGAAUGUCACACUUGAUAAAUUGGGAAAGCCUCUUCAUUGGACAUGGGAUUCAAACAUACCUUUGGAGUGUAUGUCACAUGCUGUGAGGAUCAGAAGCAAGGCAGGAACAUCAAAAAUCUGGAGUCAGUGGAGUUUGUGGGAGACUCUCCCAGGCCUGGACACUUCAAACAGAAGUGGGCCACAAAUCUUUCCAAAAGAAAAAGUUUUAGCAGAAGGCUCUAAUAUCACUCUUUGCUGCAUUGGAGGAAAAGGUCAAACCAUUAAGGAAUUCUCUGUAUACCCAACUGUUGAUGUUGUCAAGCGCACAAAGAGUCAAGUCAGACUUCUCACUGUGGGAAAUCUGUCACAUGACAAAGGGUCUAACAUUCAUGUCUACUGCUCUGAUGAGGAUAAGGGGUCACAUGAAGCAGCAUUCUUUGUGGGUAAACCACCUGAUACACCUAAGAAUUUUUCCUGCCAAACCCAAGACAUGAAAAGAGUAACAUGUACUUGGAGAAAAGAAGAGACCUAUCUCUAUGGAAGAAAUUCACCACAAUACACCUUGUCUAAAACGUCAUCCCAGAAAAUGGCUCUGUGCGAAGCAAGUUGUCCUGAGCAGUGCUCAUGCUCUUGGGAUAUAGGCCAGCAGCGGAUCUGGAAUGUCACAGUGACUGUGGAAAACCCACUGGGAAAGAAAUCUGCCACUGAUGUUUUUGAUGUAAAACACAGAGUGUAUCCCACUGCACCUUUCCAGGUUUGGGAAGAUUGCAGAGAUACAGAAAUGACAUUACACUGGAAUUACAAAAACACUGACAUUGAACUCUUUUGUCAGACUGAAGUGGUCCAACCUGAUGGCAAAGUAGAACUGCACAACAGCUCCGUGGCGGACUCUCGGCGCGUCACGGUGCGCGGGCUGCGGCCGCACACGGAGUACACGGCCAGGGUGCGCUGCGCGGCGGCCAGGCACUUCUGGAGGUGGAGUGAGUGGAGCCAACCCCUGACCGCCAGAACAAAGGAAGGAGCUCCAUCAGGGAAACUGGACAUAUGGAGAGAAAUUACACCAGUUUUUGGGGGACGAAAUGUGACCUUGUUCUGGAAGCAAACACCAAGUUUUCAAGCAAAUGGAAAAAUUAUUUCAUAUGAAGUGACCUGGGAAAAAAUAGAAGAUGGCUCCCAGCCUGAAAGCAUCUCUUUUUCUUCAGUCUACAAUAGCACAAGGAUUUUCCUUGAUAACCAUUCCUACAGAAUCAGUGUCAUGGCAAAGAACAAUGUUAAUUUUUCACUUCCUUCAAUAUUGAUCAUCUCUAGAGCUACAGAUAACAGCACUGAAGAGCUUAAGGAAGGACAGGUUAAUGGUACAGAUGAUGGCAUUUUUCUGUCCUGGGAGCCCAGAAGUAUAUAUGACAGUUACAUUAUUGAUUGGUGUAACUUUCCCAGGUUGCAGCCUUGUGAUUUGCAGUGGAAGAGGUUUGGACCCAACAUUUCCAGUGCUGUGAUCAGCUCAGCUGCUUUUGUGCCAGGGGUGAGAUAUAAAUUCCACGUCUAUGGAUCUGUUGCUAGUAGAGCCUCAUUACUGGAAAAGAAGAUUGGUUAUCUUAAGGAGCUGCCUCCUCAUCUUGACCCUAUUGUGAGAAAAGUUGAUCUGACUUACAAUUCAGUAACACUGUCUUGGGAUUCUUAUCUCACAAAUGAGUCAGAGCCUGGUUUUGUAAGAGGCUACCAUGUUUAUGUGUCACCGAUACAAGGGAACUGCAAUUUGAAAGGAUCAAAAAAGCACAUUCUUUCAGAUGAAUCAGAACUAUGUAAAUACACAAUUGAAAACCCAGAAGAAAAGAGAUACACCGUGAAACACCUGAUGCCAAACACAAAAUACAAAAUAGUGGUUAAAGCAUUUACAGGUGGAGGAGAGACUCCCAUUGUUAACUUUAGAUACAUAGAUACACCAUAUAACUCAAACAUGCUGUACUUUAUAUUCCUGCUAGUGAUAGUUCCAACGCUAGUAGCAGCUAUUUGCCACUGGAAGAUGAAGUGGGUGAAGGAGUGGUGCUGUCCUGUAAUACCUAGUCCUAACAAGAGCAAAGUGCUGUCAUUCAAAGAGUUUAAGAUGGAUUCUGAGAAAGUACUGAAGAUAAAUGACUGCCUUCCUGACAUGCUAGCCGUGGACAGUAAUGCUGACGCUCAUAAGUUGCAUCCUGUUACCUGGAGCCCGGUAUCUUCAACACCAACUGAAGAUAACACUGAUGGUCACAAUUCUUCGUGGACUUACUCUAGUGAAAAUGUAGCAAGGGACUUUCCACCCACAGCUACACCUCAAACUCAUACUUGUUUUGAGAAUUUUGCUUAUUCUUCUCCACUUGAGGCUGAAUCUGAUCCCUACCAAAUACCAGAGACACUGGAAGCAGGCAAGAUAAACCAGGCAGUGGUGUUGUACCAACCACAAUGCUACAUAGAUAUUUUUCAUGAGAAUGCAGCCUCAGCCACCAGAGAAACAGGUGAGAGAAAGAACAGUCUGAAAUACAUCUCUCAAACAGAUGUGUGCUGGCUGGGGGGGAGGCUUUGAUGUUCUGUCCUCCAGUGAGUCCAUCCAGUGUUUGGCUACACAUUAUAAAUCAGAAUUUCUAAAGCCACAACUUACCGUGAUUAGGGCUCUCACAAGCCCACAUACCUGACUUCCAUUAAUAGCAAAGGCAAAGCUGUUGUUCCUGGACCAGUUUUGAGCACUGAUUUGCACAGGAGUUGUGUGUGUUAUGGUUCCAUUACAACUUAUGGGCAUUAGAUGAGAUUUAUAGGCUGGUUUGUGGCUUGUGUUAUGCAGCACGUUACAUCACAGCAAUCUGUCACAGGCUGAUGCAGAGAACUGCUUUAUUUUGCAGAGAUUAAACUAUUCAUAAAGUAGAGGAGCAAAUGAAACAAGGGGCAAGGUUGUGCUGCUCAAGGAGUGUAUUUCUCUUGCAGUGUUCUGUGUACUCUGGCCACCCCAGCCAGUGGGUACUGCUGGGCAUGGAGCAUUACCCAGUCAUUUUGGGGGCUGGGCUGUAUUUUCUGUCUCUCCAACAAUGUAAGGAAUCAUUGUAGAAGCAUUACCUGCACACAGUGUGGCUCAUUCCUAGAAGAUUUGAAGGAACUUUGACUUCCCCAGGAGUGCUGCCCGGAGCACCCAAAUCCACUAAUCAUCCUUUUAUUUCACUUGUGUCCUAGCUACACAUGAUGUGUGAAAGGGCACAGAAAACAGAUUUUCUUGUGGAAGACCCUUGCUUCCUUUUCUUGUAAGGGUAUUGUAUGGAAGACCUUUAUUUCCUUUUCUUCCUUCUUUUCUGGGGCUCCUCACACUUCUGCCUUCUCUGCCUAAAGACCCUUUAAAAUCAUCUUAACUAUACAUUGAAGAGAUGUAGGGAGUUAGGUGGAAAGGAGUUGGUUUUCCAGAAGGACAGAGGUGGUACCACAUGGCAAGGUCUCUGCUGGUGCACAUGAGCUGAACUUUUGGCAUUGACCCCUGCACUUCCAUAGCAAGCCCCAACCAGCCAAGCAACCAGACAUGGCGGGUGUAUGAAUCCCAUUUGUGAAGGACAUCAUAUUCAGGCUGCGUACAUCUAGAUCUCCCAACAGUACUUUUGCACUUGUUAAAAAAACAAAACCAAAAAAACAUUUAUUGUAACACUCAGAAUCCUUACAGUAGACAGCAGUGAAUUUGGCCUUUCAUUUUGAUUUCAGGAAAUUGUACAUUUGUAGUGAAGUAGCAGAGUUGGAAUUGUAGCUCAAAGUCUUGUCAUAUUUACCUCAGUGCACAAGGAACCCUUUAGUUUUACCCCCUUAUGCUGUUUGGAAUCUGUCACAAACUAAUGGUUUCAACUUAAGAGCACAGGAUAAGCAACUCUCAAAGGUGAAACAAAUGAAGGGUCUGACAAUUUGAUGUUCAGCCUUCAGCCUGUUUGCUAAAAUGCAAUUAUUUACCUUCCCUGUGUUUAAGUAGCUGAUCACACUCCUAGAAACCAAGCCAGCUGCAGACCAAGUGAGUUCUGAAACUGAACGGUAUCUAGUUUUUAUACUGUUGCUUACAGAUAGUGUUGUAAUGUCACAAGCUGUGUUGCAACAGGAAAAGCAAUGAGGCCUUGCACAGCCUGUGGGCUGAGACAAGCACUGCCUGCAGACAGAGGAGAAGGAAAAGGGGAUGUACAAAGAUACAGACACAGGGGUGGGCAGACGUGGUUGGAGGUGUUCAGGCCACACUGUGCCAUGUCCAUCCAUGUGCUGUGCACAGGUGCAGGUGGCCCACAGGCCUGAGAGGUAGAGAAGAGUUUUCAGCAUGGUCCUUCCUUCCAGCCUCCAGCAGCCAAGUAAGGAAACACGGCCAGGCACAUUCUGCUGAAGGGCAAGAGAACAGGGAGGGUGAGGGAGAAGGCUGAUUUGACAGAUACAUCACAGGGAAACUUCCUCCCUUUAUCUUAGCCUUUUCUUUGAGUAGAAAUGCAUGUGAAAGCUUGAUACCACAGUAUCUUUACAGCUUGGAACACUUGCUUCUCCAGAAUGCUUCACCACACUGUAUGUACUUGUGUAGCUUAAAAGCCUUACUGUUGGAAAAAAGGCCAGUAAAUGUAAGGGAGCUGCUUUGUCACAACCAGUAUAAAACUUCUGAACUGUACAUUUCAGAAAAAGGUGUAUUUAUUUUAAAAUGUUGAAAAGGUAUCCUAAUCAAGUAUGUACUAAGGCAGUCAGAUAUAGAUGUCAGUCAAAGAAAUCAGCGUAUCGUACAAAGCAUUUCAAAUUUUGACAUUGCUGCAGUUCCUCCUGCCAGGGGGGCAGCUGCAACCUGGCACAACUCCCAGCUGAGAAAAAGCUGCUGUCACUGAGGCCUGGCUGCAGCAAUUCCACCCAGGAGGUGAAUGGAGGGGUUUGUGGGUUCAGCCAGUCGUGCCUUCCUGAUGGUGGGUGAGCUCUCACCUCUCAAUCCCCUGGCUGCUCCCAGGGAGAUCCUCCUGCUCUGAUGAAAUUCCAUUAUCUGGACACAGUGACACACUUGACCACAUUCCAGGUCCCUGGGUGAGGGAAGGAGCAGCUGGCUCCUCUUUCCCUAUAAACCCUUCUGCUUCCUGGCUCCGAUGGGGGGUGUUUUGUGAAACCUCCUGUGCACAAAUUGUACACAAAUGGAGGAUUCCAGGAAGGAUAAUGCCUUUGUGCCAAGGGGCACAGUCUGGGCACCAGAACUGAAGAUUAGAGAAGUAUUUUGGCAUAUGUGGAGAAGUGUGUAUAAUUUUUAUGUAUUAAAACAUCUGUCUUGCAUUAAUGGUUGAAUGAGUUCAGAACUGUAAUCCUCUAUAUUUUGUUCAUAAUGCAACAUUCACAGCUGUUGUUGAAAUGCUAAUACUUAAACCAUCACAUAAUUAAACAUCAUUCUCAGUAUGUUAAAUUUUUAAAAUAAAAAUGGUGUGUGAACUAUUAAA
Messenger RNA from Melospiza melodia melodia, 6157 nucleotides. Its product is annotated as oncostatin-M-specific receptor subunit beta-like. Gene Ontology annotation, molecular function: ciliary neurotrophic factor receptor binding; oncostatin-M receptor activity; cytokine binding. NCBI's taxonomy places the organism in Eukaryota, Metazoa, Chordata, Aves, Passeriformes, Passerellidae. The record is from RefSeq and is a predicted model, not a curated record. The transcript has 21 exons. Bases 502 to 3279 code for a protein of 925 amino acids. Gene Ontology annotation, cellular component: external side of plasma membrane; signaling receptor complex; membrane. Gene Ontology annotation, biological process: cytokine-mediated signaling pathway; positive regulation of cell population proliferation.